AUGUCGUUACCUGGUGAAGAAAAGGAGAUAAGGAUGCAGCCUUCUUCUCUAGCCUACAACAACAACAACAACAACAAUCACCCUCUCGACAGCCCCGUCGCCACCCCGCCGGAGAUUUCUCCCCCCGACCUUUUCUCCGGCGGAGGAUCAAAGCCGCGGCCCGCCGCCAGCUACCGCGAGUGCCUCAAGAAUCACGCCGCCGGCAUCGGCCGCAACGUCACCGACGGCUGCGGCGAGUUCAUGCCCAGCGGCGACAAUGGAACCCUCGAGGCCCUCAAGUGCGCCGCCUGCGGCUGCCACCGCAACUUCCACCGCAAGGACUCCUCCGCCGCCGCCGCCGCCGGCGAACACCUUCCUCCUCCGCCGUCCGCCGCCAUGGUCCACCCCCUCCAGCUCCCUCCCCCUCUCCCCUCCCCCGCCGCCGCCGCCGCCGCCGCCCUCUGGAGCCCCAUGGCCCAGCCCGUCAAGAUGGCCUUCGCCGCCGGCGGCGGCGGCGGAGGCGGCGGCAGCAUCGGCACCGACUCGUCCAGCGAGGAGCUGAACUACAACCCGUACGGCGGCGCCGUGGCCCCUCCUCCGCCGCCGUUCACGGCCAAGAAGAGGUUCCGCACGAAGUUCACGUCCGGGCAGAAGGAGCGAAUGCUGGAGUUUGCCGAGAAGCUCGGCUGGAGAAUUCCUAGGGAAGACGACACAGAGGUCCAGAGGUUCUGCUCGGAAGUCGGCGUGAAAAGACAGGUGUUCAAAGUGUGGAUGCACAACAACAAAAGCGCCUCCAAAAAACCUCCGGAACAACAACAACAGCAGCAAGAACAACAACAACAACAACAACAAAUCCUCCGAGGAUAA
Striga asiatica is the source of this 846-nucleotide messenger RNA. The record is from the annotation of a GenBank genome assembly. Lineage: Eukaryota; Viridiplantae; Streptophyta; Magnoliopsida; Lamiales; Orobanchaceae.